Hypomesus transpacificus is the source of this 2172-nucleotide messenger RNA. RefSeq names its product cation channel sperm-associated protein 2-like. Gene Ontology annotation, biological process: fertilization; monoatomic ion transport; sperm capacitation. Gene Ontology annotation, molecular function: calcium-activated cation channel activity. Gene Ontology annotation, cellular component: CatSper complex; membrane. The transcript has 13 exons. The record is from RefSeq and is a predicted model, not a curated record. NCBI's taxonomy places the organism in Eukaryota, Metazoa, Chordata, Actinopteri, Osmeriformes, Osmeridae. Bases 74 to 1525 code for a protein of 483 amino acids.
CAGUUAGCAGGAACGCUUCUUGCAAGAUGGUUUUCUUUUGCGUGAACAUCACUCUGACAUAAACUAACAGAAAAUGGGGACUGAAGAGCCCCAAACCUCCCACAGCGGCCUCAAUAAGAGUGCCAAGACAAACCAUGAGAAGUUCCUUCCCAGGGCAGAUGUCGUAAGGUCCAAGCUCAUCCAAAAUUUUGACUUACUUGAUCUGUUUCAAGUGGAACAGAGAGGAUGUCCCAAAUAUUGUACAAAAGAUGUGUUUGACAAGGAUAAUUACAAAAGCCUGAUGGGGAAGGACACACACCAGCUUGUGCGAUUUGAGAUCUCUCCUCAGAGAGGCAACAUUGCUAUUACCAUGGACCACCGUCGCCAGGGACGACUGAAGAACUGUCAAUCCAAGUAUCCACCCUUGAACAUGUUCGCACACUGGAUUAUAGAGAGUAAAAUGUUUUCAAAUAUCAUAAUUGUCCUCAUUAUUCUGAACACUGUUGUACUGGAGAUCCAAGCAGAGAUUUUUGACAACAUGGACCCCAGUCUGCAUAUCUUGAAGCUGGUUUUGGACAUGUUGGACUGGAGCAUUCUGGCCAUCUUCUUCUUAGAGAUCUUCCUCAAGUGGAUGGACAACUUCUGGCAGUUUUGGAAAAGCACAUGGAACAUCUUUGAUUUUGUUGUUACCAUAGUGUCAGUUCUACCAGAGAUUGUGAAAGCCAUCUAUGGGCAGGAUGCGACUGGAAUGGUGUUUGUGGAGCUUCUGAGAAAGUUCCGUAUUCUCCGCACCCUGAAAAUAGUCACCAAGUUCCGACAGAUUCGUCUCAUCAUUUUAUCUGUCUCUAAAGCGUUUAAGGCAAUGAUAUUCAUUUUCAUGCUCUUGAUCGUGUUUGCCUACAUUUUUGCCGUGAUCGGAGUGAUCCUGUUUCAGACUUACACACGCUCAGAUGUUGAAGGCCUUAUCUACAACCAAUACUUCAAAGAUAUCACCAACUCCUUCAUCACACUCUUCAUCCUCUUCACCCUGGACCACUGGUACGCCCUGCUCGCUGACACCCGGAAAGUUGCCGAACUGAACCAAGCCAUCUGCGGGCUGUACAUUAUUCUCUGGCUGCUCAUUGGCUCCUUCAUAUUCCGCAACAUCUUUGUGGGGAUUAUGGUGAACAACUUCCAGGCUAUACGUCAAAAUCUGUUCAAAGAGGUCCAACAGAUUGAGAUCCAGGCUAAGGCAGAUAUGUUCAAAGCUGAGAUCAUCAACAGGAGAAAGAGCCAGUUGAAAUUAGAUGGGCAGGGCAAAAUCGCAGAAGUACCCGGACAUCUAAAGUCAAUUAAAUCUAACCUUAAUGACAAUGACUGGGAUACCUAUAUGGAAGAGAAUAUGAUGGUGAUGCAAGAACAGGAGGAGGAUGAGAAGGUCACUUGGCCCAGGGACUCACUCUUCAGGUACUUUGAGCUGAUGGAAAUGCUGCAGUACAACCUGGACGAACGCCAGAGGCUGCAGAACAUUGCAGUCCAGUCUCUGCUAAACCUGCAUGACUCUUAGGAUGCACCAACUCUGGCUCAAUUCGCCAUAUUUUUUGGAAAAUCCAAAUGAAUAUUCUAAUCAUAAUAUUCUUCCCAGUAUUUUGUGUCCAGUGUUCAUUUCAUAGCUGUUGUUCUUUGAAAACAAAUAUUUGUGAGUGCCCUUUCUAGGUACUUUUAUAAGCCACAGGGAGGUAAAAGAAAAUCCUUAUGUUGUGUGAUUGGGUGUAGAGAGGUAUUUGGUCUGUUAUACAUUUGAUGAAUUCAAGAAUACAUGAAAAAUAACUUUUUUCAAAGAUUAUCUUAAAGAAAUUAUAAUCAGGAAUACAACAAGACACUCUCCGUAUUUCACCGAAAGCUAAAGAAACUCCUCCUUGUAAUGAGUUUCUGAGACAAAGAUUGAACAUUGAUAAAAACAACAGAAUGUUGGGUGAUUCUUAUAUGGAAACUUUAGAACAUUUGUUCUUGGCUUGUAAUUAUAUUACAUACUUUACAAAAAUAACUUUAAAUUGCCUAAAUUAGAAUGUAAUCAUGUACAAUUUUGAAUUAUAAUGCAGGACGAAAAAAUCUUAUGUACAAUAACCUAAUCAUUAUGGCUAAACAAUGUUUCCUCACAUCCAAAUUUACUGGUACUAAUGCCAGACCACUGUUUUUAGUAUUCAUUGAAUG